GACAUUAUUUUGACAUUUUGUUGAAAAACUUGAAUUGAAAUAUGAAUGAAUGAAUAACGAAUGAGCAUUGCAUUUUGCAUUUGCAUUACUGUGCCCGCUUGAAAGCCAUUGGUCUAUCGUUUAAUGAAUAUUUUUUAUUUGUUUUCUGUUGAAACAUUCCGAUUUCUGGUUGUUUAAUCGAAAAUAUACUAAAUCAUUUACUUGUUUGGAUGUAUUCUCUUUUAGCGUUCUUCAAGAUUUUUGUAUUUGCAACAGUUGUUAGUGGAAAUCAAUUUGAAAAACAUGAAAGUGGUAUAUUUCAAUGAUUUUGUGAAGUGUUGAAAAUUCAUCAUAUCAAACCAGAAAAUAAAACACAGUAUGUCUACUAAAAGAAGAUGUUGGGUGCCCACCUGUUUGAAUCCGGACUUAGAUCCAAAGAAAAAGUUUUUCACCUUACCAGAGAAUGCACAAGCCAGAGAAGUAUGGCUUGCACUUUCAGGAAAGCCUAUUGAGUCAAUCUCCACAGAGAUAUUCUUCUGCCAAGACCAUUUCUCUACACAAGACAUUAUAAGGAUGGAUGAAAACAAACAAUAUCAGAAUAGGCAUAAAAUAUUACCCAGCAAUUAUAUGCCUGAUAGAAUGUGUGGGACUUGUAUGUCUCUGAUUCCACCUGAACAGUCCUUUCAUAUUGUGAGUAGUAAAUUUCCUAGUGAGAUGCCACCAGUUGUCAAAGAAAUUUUAAAUUUUAUGGUUCCAAGUGAACCUGAGCCUCUCCAUCAAAUAUUCACUUUUUGUAUGAAAGAUCUGAAAUUACCCAGGGACCCACCACCUGUUGCUUGUAAUGAGUGUUACAUUAAUGCUUGGGUAUACUUUGUGUUCAAAAUGACUUGUAUAGAAGUAGAAAAAGAUUUGAAAGCUGACAUGUCUUGGGAGAAUUAUGGAAAGAAAGUGCUGUGUCGGUCGUGUCCUCAGACUAUGGGGACCAACUUCAUAUCUUUAUUGUCUAGUCCAAAUAUGGCUAAUUUGUUGCGGAAUAUGUUCAUUGGUGAUUGUCCACCUCCAGAAAUUGUCCCUCUACAAGUUUGCAUAACUUGCUAUAAUGUACUGGAGAGAAUCGAGAUAUUCUCCAAGAAUUGUCUAGAAGCAGAUGAAAAAAUGAAGAGGCAUAUAGCACUAAAAAAAAAGUUUGAUCGAUCUGACAGCAACAUUCCUUCCUCAAGUACAUUCUUCACUAGAUCUUCCAAUACCAGAACUAGUGGUAUUAUAAUUCAGUCUGAACGUGGACCUAUGCUUGGUUUCCCUGUUGACAAAGUGACUGAAAAAAUCAAGAUCGAGAAUAUCGGCUCUUCAAGAUCCAGUAAGACAUUAUUGGCGCAGCUCAUGUUGGAACAUGGUCAAUCUUUGAAAACCGAUUUGUACCAACAAGACGUUUGGUCGGUUAUUUGUGAUAAAAUGCAACAACAAGGCGUCGGCUGUAAUGUGCCUGGCUUGAUGAAUGUGUGGAAGAAAAUGGUUCAAGACACCAAAAUCAAGUUCGAUACAAAACAACCUAUUGGGACUUGUGAUAAACUUGUUAUGCAAUUCCACAAAGCAAUGCAAAACAUACACACGAUGAAGUCCCUUAUGACUCCGUCGACUGCCGUAUCAGCUGAUCCUCCAGAUUUAGUGUCAUCGACACUGGAAGACAAAGAGAAGAAGUUGAGAUCUGAAUCUCCCGAAAAACAGAUUCCAGUAUUGGUAGAUGAAAGUAGACCAUUUACCAAAAGUAAAAAUAAGAAGAAACCAAUAGACGUGCCUACAAAAAUCUCCGCAUGGACUGAUGAAAAUAAAUUGGAGUUUUUAGAUAUCUUUGAAAAGGAGUACAUUCAAUAUACGGCAAAGAUUGAAGAUAUGGGCAAACGGCGACCUUGGAAAACUAUCUGUAUUAAUAUCGCAUCCGGUGGCUACUAUACUAUAAAAGAUGAAUCGUUUUUUCAUCGCUUAUGGAAUAAUUUAAAGAGCAGAGCCGAAGAAGACACCAGAAAUAAACCUUCACCGCUAAAUAAAAAGGUGUUGUCAUUUUUGAGGAUGGACAAUAUAAUUUAUAGUGGAAAACCGAUCCCCUACACCAACGAGGAAAAGAGACAGCUGAUCAGGCUCUGCGACAAGCACAUGCCUCUCAUCGGCGGCAAAUGGCCGGCUCCGCAAGAGUACUGGGACGCCGUGGCCAAGGACUUUGCCGCGGUGAAUCCCCUGCACGACGCCGAGUCCGUCAAAAGGGGCCACCGGAACUUGCGCAUGAAGCUGCGGAGCCGCAUCAACGGGGUGCACGACGAGAUCGACAAGUUGAUGAUCGAACAUCUGUCCGGUCAUCCGGGGAAUUAUCUGGAGAGGUACGGGUAUUCUGGACCUCUGGGGAAGAAGAAGAAGAGUGUCAAGGUUGUGGCAGCUGCUGUGGCUGCAGUCGCUGGCAAUGGGAGUACUGAUAAGCUGGCUUCUCCUAAAAUUGACAGUAAUCGACAACUGUCCAUCAACCUAUCCUUAAACACCGACAAAAUCAAAGACCCGGAACCCAAAAUCAACGCCCCGGAACCCAAAAUCAACGCCCCGCAGCCCAAAAUCAAAGACCCGGAGCCCAAAACCAAAGACCCGGAGCCGAAAACGAAAAAACCCGGCAAGCGCGGAAGAACAUCGCCCUUCAACAGAACGAAAAUGAUCGACGACCUCGAAGCCAUGUACGAGGCCACGCCGAAGCAGAAAAUCAUCGCUCUGGACAAGAACGUGUGGACCACUAUGUUGAAGGAAUUGUGGGAGAAAGAUGGGUCAGUGGUGAACUUCAACACCGUCCUGUACUAUUGGAGGAUGGCCAAGGGGGAUGUCGCGAAAAGCAAGAUGGAUGCGAGCCCUAUGCAAGCGCAAGUCAGGCGGUUGUUGCAGAAACACGAUGAAAUAAUGAAGAGUGCGCCGUAUAAGGCAGUUCCUGCCGUUGAAGGAGAAGUUGCCAGUGCGGCAGUUAACCAACCAACGACCUCGACACAGUUGAGAACAGUCAGAAAGGGCAAACUAGGCAGACCAAGCAAAGCAGGUGCAGGCAGACCAAGCAAAGCAGGUGCAGGCAGACCACCGACAAUGACAUACAUGGAAAAAUACACGUUCGUGAAUGACGUCAUCCGCGAAUAUGACGCUCUCACUGAACGACAGGACCCGAGCAUCUUCUCCAGGUCUCCGUGGACAGCUGUGAUCCAAAGGGUCGUGGAGAAGAAUCCCAACAUGAACUUUCAAAGGGCGUACUCCCUUUGGAGCCGUUUCAGAGUAUCGGCGAGGAGUCAUGAAAGGGACGGUAGGGACCCUUUCGACGUGCAGAUUUGGAAUUUGUUGGAAAGGCACCAGGAGAUGAUGAAGGAGAGGAAGAUGUGGAAUCCGAUGAGCCCGAUGGAGGCGUGUGAUAGUAACGAAACGGUUGUAGUUACGAGAGUUGCCGAGGUAACUGAAACAGAGGUAACUGAAACAGUGGUAACGGAAACAGUGGUAACCGAAACAGAGCCUCCCGUAACCCCAAACAAAAAGAGACCUAGCGACGGACAGGAAACCGUAGACAGCAAGAAAACAAAGUACACUCUGAUGGAUCCAGCAGCUUUCAGCAAACUCGAACCGCACCAGCACGACGAAAUCCUCUCACUUUUGGCAGCCACCUAUCAACGAAUGCUCGAGGCCAACGAGAGCGACCUCAGUUGGAAGAAUGUCAUCGUGAGGAUCUACAAGAACGGCGGCUAUCGGGACAUCACCCAGAAAGAUUUCAUCUGUUUGUUCAACCGGAUGCGCUACUACUUGUCCGUCCACAAGAACUCCGGCGAAUUGACAGCUUUCGAUGGCAAGUUGAAAGCGUUGCUGAAGAAGUCUGUUGCUGACCGGCAAGCUAGAAGCGUCAGGAGAUCGGCAGAGAAGAAACACCAUCCCGUCAAGUACGAGAAGGAUUACGCUUAUUGUCCUGGUCGUAAGGUUGCUGGGGGAGAGGACGGUGGUAAGGCGAAGGAAGAUGGUUCUGGAUCUAACUUAGACGUUUCGAGAAGGAGGAAGAGCGCCAGCCAUGUAAUGUUCAAUCUCGACGAGUUCUAUGAUAGUGAGGUGACCGAACAGAUGCUGCUACCUUCUAAGAAACAGAUGACGUGGAGCAGAGAAGAGAAGCUGGCGCUGAUCUCCGUAGUGAAAGCGCAAGGCAGCGCCGUCUUCCAGCUGUCUAAAAGCAAUAAGGUGUGGGAGACGAUCGUCCGCGAGUUCGAGACGCUGGGCUAUCGGCGAUCGCCGGCCGCCGUGCAGUGGUACUGGAACAGGAUGCGGAAGAACGCAGAGAUGGCGUGGGCCAAACAGAUCGAGCCCACGGAUAUCGACGAGAUGCUGAUCGAGUUCAUGACGACGGCGAUCAGGGAGAAGACGACGCCUGAGAACGCGGAAGCUAGCAGCAGCGACGAUUCCAGGGACAAGCCGGUGGAGGAUGACGAAGUGGUCGAUUUGACCUACGAUUACGUGUCUUUUGACGACAUUGAGCGUCUGUCGAUGCAGACCGCCAACGGGAGAGUCAAGAACAUCAAGUCGGAGCACAGGGAUGAGGAGGCCGACGCGAACGCUAGCUGUACCAGCGCCGACGACACCACCAUCACCAACGCCGAAGACGUGAACUUCGUCCUGGCCAAAGUGGAGGGUGGUGCGCAGUACGACAUGGACGACGAAGACAUCGAGGACAGCCAGCCGGAGUUCGUGACGGCCGAGCAGAUCGGCCUCGGCGAAGAGAACGCGACGGUCGCCGUUCACAGGGAGGACCGUGAAGAGGAGGUUGAGAAGGACGUUGUGGAGCAUCGCGGAGAAGAUCCGCUCAGCCACAUAGAGUACACGUACGAGGACGAGGAUAUCGCGGUCGAGGGCGAAGAGAGCGUUUUCGAAGAGAAUGGCGCCGAGCAUGUGAGUGCUGUGGCCAUUGCGGAGGCGACCGGGGUUCUCGUUAGGAAUUAGGAUCCUGCUGAUCAACAUUCAUAGACUUUUUUAUUCCUAAUAAGAAUAUAACUGAAUAAUAUUGUUCAAGUUUUUAUCAUUUCAGAUGUUGUUUGUUCAUCGUAUUUUUAUGAUAUACAGUUUUUACUCUUUUAAUGUUUUGUCAAACAUUUCUAUUAUCGCUGAAUAUGUUUUCAACGUUUAGCACUAGGUAAAUAAUGUUUAAUAUUAUAAAACAUUUCAAAGUGAUUAAACUAAAAGUUCAUAUAGUUGUGUACAAAUAUAUAAAAUGACAGGUGCUCGGACUAGGUUUAUUAUAUCUUUUAUACAAGAUAACAAUUCCUAUGACCAUCUCUGUAAUAAAUGACAGUAAGGGAUAUAUUUUCAUUUGACUACAUUACGAUAAUUAUAUAAGAUAUGGGUCAAAUGAAAAAUGCAUUUAUUUGGGUCUUUAAUUGAAUUAUCACUUCAUAGGAAGAUGAAUUCAUUGUACUAGAGUUCGUUAAUUUACUUGACACUUGAGUUUUUCAAACAAGAAAACAAAACUUUCCUUGAAAUUGAAGUAGAAAAGUCAUAAAUUCUUGUAAAAACAACAUCCUGUAUUUAUGAUAACUACAAGAGAAUAUCGGAGUAUCUGAUGAAGAUGAUCAUCAAAAACUUUUUAAAUGAUUUUUUGAAUAGCAAAUAGCAAAAUCAUUCCCACUAAAUUAACAAAUAUCUAACUUAUUUGUAUCCAUUGAAUUUCAAGAUGGCAGCUCUAAAUUACGGCUGGGGAAAUUCAAAUUUCAAAUAUGGAAACUGAUGAUACUGCCGUUUUUUUAGAGGAAAGUUGAAUUAAAUUUGGUCAAUAAAAAUGAAUGAUUUUUUUGAAUUAUUUGAACAACAAAUACAUGCCUCUAUACGUACACAACUGAUGGUUAUCAAGAUUUCAAUAGUGAAAAUCGAAUUUAUUUCACGUUGUAUAUUACAAAAUUUUUGAUUGGAGAGAUAAUGAUCUGCUCAAGUUUUUCCAUCAAAAUUUGACAAAACAAUAAUUCUAAUGAGGACUAACAUUUUUUAUGGUCCAGCAAAACGCGCCACUGAAACGUAAGGUCAGGGUUGGUAGAACUGAUAAAUAUACUUUUUAUUUUCAUGUCAUUUCUCCUCUUCUACGUCAAUGUAAGAAUUGUUCCCAAAAACGUAAGUCGGCUCAGGCCUUUCGAUAAAUUGAGGUGUUCUAUUUGUUCAACAUAAUUUUUUUAGAAUAUAUUCGAUACAAUGUUGUUAUCAGUGUUUUGUUUCUCCAAAACCACUUGACCGCAGAUUCCGCAAUCAUGGCAUAUUAGUUCACAAUUGACCGCAAGAUGGCGACACUUUACAGAUUUCUUUCAUGUCAGAAAACAGGAAACUGCGCUCACACACCGCUUACACCAGAAAUAAUAUCAUAACAUAACCUCAAAUCGAAUGAGAUUGAAUUUGAAAGUACGAAACUGUAUUCGCAAUAGAAGAUAACACGUCGCUCUACCUCACGGCAACAGCUUGAACACGUCUGAGCGGUUUGUUCUGAUGAUGUGGCCAAUAAGAACAAAUAAAAACAUAUGUGAAACAAAGUAAACAGGCCGCUUUGACAGCUUUCAAGGUCUCCAAUUGGUGGCGUACGCUUAUUUUCUAUCGCGAAUUUUUGGGGAAUUUUAAUUAUCAUCAGUUCUACCAACCUAGAAUUUCGGUUGAGAUUUUCUGUCACGUAGCCAUAGGACAAGAACUUUGACCGAAAAACAGUAUAUGGAAUUUGAUAGGAGUUUCUACACCAUCUUCAGUUCAUCCUGAUUCGAUAAAACGGGCCAUAGGUUUUAUAUUUUGACACUGACCUCACGCUCACGUUUUAGUAGCGCCAACUGGUGCAAGUGAAAAUGGUAGCCCUCAUUGACCUCACUCUAAGUGGGAGUAAUCCCAAAUUUAUAUCUAGUGUUUAUUAUGUUAUUAUUCUCAUUUAAAUUAUUGAUUAUUAGUGUCCUUUAUUUGUGUUCAAAUAAAAAUAUAUUUUGU
Messenger RNA from Phaedon cochleariae (mustard beetle), 6969 nucleotides. The record is from the annotation of a GenBank genome assembly. NCBI's taxonomy places the organism in Eukaryota, Metazoa, Arthropoda, Insecta, Coleoptera, Chrysomelidae.